Molecule: messenger RNA, 897 nt
Organism: Perognathus longimembris pacificus (Pacific pocket mouse)
Lineage: Eukaryota; Metazoa; Chordata; Mammalia; Rodentia; Heteromyidae
Gene: Gp1bb
Product: glycoprotein Ib platelet subunit beta
Source: RefSeq, a predicted model, not a curated record
GCCAUGGGCUCCCGGCCGUGCGGGGCGCUGAGCCUGCUGCUCCUGCUGCUGGCGCCGCUCGGCCGUCCCGCCGCGGGCUGCCCCGCGCCGUGCAGCUGCGCGGGGACGCGCGUGGACUGCGGGCGCCGCGGGCUGACGCGGGCCUCGAUGCCCAACGUCUUCCCGCCAGACACCACCGAACUGGUGCUGACCGGCAACAACCUGACGGCGCUGCCGCCGGGGCUGCUCGAUGCGCUUCCGGCGCUGCGCGCCGCGCACCUGGGCGCCAACCCCUGGCGCUGCGAUUGCCUCCUGCUGCCGCUGCGCGCCUGGCUGGCCGGGCGCCCGGAGCGCGCGCCCUACCGCGACCUGCGCUGCGCCGCGCCCCCGGCGCUCAGCGGCCGGGUGCUGCCCUACUUGACCGAGGAGGAGCUGCGUGCCGCCUGCGGGCCGGGCCCGAUCUGCUGGGGGGCGCUGGCGGUGCAGCUGGCGCUACUGGGCCUCGGCCUGUUGCACGCGUUGCUGCUGGCGCUGCUGCUGUGUCGCCUGCGGAGGCUGCGCGCCCGCGCCCGCGCCCUCGCUUGGGAGGCGUCCCGGUUAUUGCCGACCACCUCGCUCGUGGCCGAGCCCGCUGGACCAGGCACGUCCGAUGAGAACAUAGACUGACACUGAGCCAUCGAGGCCUGCAAAGUCGACUGGACGCUGCUCUAGGAAACUCGCCAGAACCUGGGUCCAUUAUGCCCACUGCCCCUGCCCGUCCUCCCAGACCAUCCAGGCCCCGCAGGCUCAGACCUGCUGCACGAGACUGGAGCCCAUCCGGUCACCCCCGUGCCCUCCACCCUUCGGGAAGUGGAAGGGCCGAGGUGCGCCUGUGCUCUGCUGAGUUGUCCCGUCCCAAGCUCCAGGCUGAAUAAACCA